Podarcis raffonei (Aeolian wall lizard) is the source of this 6916-nucleotide messenger RNA. It is a transcript of the gene PLEKHG1, whose product is annotated as pleckstrin homology and RhoGEF domain containing G1. The transcript is spliced from 19 exons. Lineage: Eukaryota; Metazoa; Chordata; Lepidosauria; Squamata; Lacertidae. The record is from RefSeq and is a predicted model, not a curated record. Gene Ontology annotation, molecular function: guanyl-nucleotide exchange factor activity. Bases 311 to 5002 code for a protein of 1563 amino acids.
GGGAGGAGGCAGUCGGGGAGGAAAGGAGGCUGAGGCUGCUGCUACUGCUGCUGCUGCAGUUACUGCCGCCCGCCUCUAAAGCGCGCCCACUCGGGUUCCUCAGCAGUCGCCGGAGCAGCGCGCUGAGGUGGGACGAGCCGCUCGGCGCCUCCGAAUGAAUUAAGGAGCGGGAGACGCUUUCCCUCCUGCUGCGCCUGGAUUUAGCAGCCUCGGCUAGCCGGGCUCCGAAGCGGCAGAGUCGGGGCGACCCUCGCGCCUGCUCGGAGCUGCCGCCCGCCACUCCAGUUUCACUGAAUUGGUCUCGGCUGAGAUGCCAGAUAAAACACCAGAGGGUAAAGAAACCUUAUCCAGGAAUGAAGAUGGCUACCAUUUGCCUCUUGCCGUGCUGCCUCCUGUGAUGGUAGGCACGACCCCCAAGACAACAGGGGAGAGCCUGCACAGAGAAGACGGACACUUCCACUACUGUGGGAUUAAGACCAUGGAACUGUCAGACAGUGACCGUCCUGUCAGCUUCAGCUCCACCUCAUCUUCUGCAUCCUCCAGGGAUAGCCACUGUUCCUUUGGCAGCAGAACAACGCUAGUUUCAAACAAUCACCUGGGCUUAUUCAACCAGGAUAAGGAAGCAGGGGCCAUAAAGCUAGAGCUGAGCCCGGCCCAGCGAUUUUCCAGCAAGGAGCUGAAAAAAAACAACCCUCCAAAGGAGCAGACCUCUGACGGAAGUCUUGGGAGAAGGCCAAGUAUGCCACGGAGAGCUGAAUCUAAGGAAAGUAGCAGAAACUGUGUCAUGUCCUUGAUCGCUGAGCCUCCAAGCCCAAAGCUCCUGUACGUUGACAGAGUGGUCCAAGAAAUCCUGGAGACAGAGAGGACGUAUGUGCAGGAUUUAAAAAGUAUUAUGAAGGAUUACCUUGAUUGUAUCACUGACCAAUCCAAGCUCUCUUUGGGGAUGGAGGAACGAUCAGCUUUGUUUGGAAACAUAAAAGAUAUCUACCAUUUCAACAGUGAACUUCUGCAAGAUUUGGAAAACUGUGAAAAUGAUCCUGUAGCUAUAGCAGAAUGUUUUGUUUCUAAGAGUGAAGAGUUCCACAUAUAUACACAGUAUUGCACCAAUUAUCCAAGGUCAGUGGCUGUACUUACCGAAUGCAUGAGGAACAAGUCCCUGGCCAAGUUUUUCAGAGAGAGACAAGAAGCUUUACAACAUUCUCUGCCUUUAGGAUCUUACCUCUUAAAACCUGUUCAGCGGAUACUCAAGUAUCACCUUCUUUUGCACGAGAUAGAAAACCACCUUGACAAGGACACUGAAGGUUAUGAUGUGGUUUUAGAAGCCAUAGAUACGAUGCAGAGAGUGGCGUGGCAUAUUAACGACAUGAAGAGGAAACAUGAACAUGCUGUCAGGCUGCAGGAGAUACAAAGCUUACUCACUAACUGGAAGGGACCGGAUCUUGCUAGUUACGGCGAGUUGGUUUUGGAAGGAACAUUCCGCAUCCAGAGAGCCAAAAAUGAGCGCACUCUGUUCCUCUUUGACAAGCUGCUGCUCAUUACGAAGAAGAGGGAAGAGACUUUCACCUACAAAGCUCAUAUCUUGUGUGGCAAUCUCAUGCUAGUGGAAGUCAUACCAAAGGAGCCUCUGAGCUUUAGUGUCUUCCAUUACAAAAAUCCCAAGAUGCAACAUACUGUUCAGGCCAAAUCACAGCAAGAUAAGCGCCUUUGGAUUCUUCACUUGAAGAGAUUAAUUCUUGAAAACCACCCUGCCAAAAUCCCAGCUAAGGCCAAGCAAGCAAUUCUUGAAAUGGAUGCUAUCUAUCACCCAGGAUUCCAUUAUAGCCCAGAAGGAGAAAUGAAAGCAUCGAGUAAUUCUAAAGAAGGAAUCGCCCCACAGAGGGUGAGAAGGAAGUCAGAACCUUCGUCCAGAGCCCAUAAAAUCAUAAAGCCAAGUGAAAUGGACCCAGACACGAAAAAGCGGAUCAGUAUUGAAGGAACCCUGCUAUCUCAGGCUGAAGCCCUCCUCAGUCCUAGGAAAAAGUUUUCACUGAAUCACAAAGGACUGGAAUCCAAUGAAGUGGCCUAUAGUAGCGACCAAGAGGAUAACGCCCUCACUGGUGUUAUGGAUCAGACUGAUGCUGACGAUGAGGAAGAGACUGAACAGACCACACAACAAAAUUCCCAGCAGAAACCAAAGGGAGGCCGCAAAAGGUUAAACAGUCAAGUUGCUGAAAAUUUUGAGAAACGAAGAAGUGUUAAUCUCAGUAAAUGUGAAAUUCAGAAUGCAAAGGAGCCUGCAAAUGAAGCACCUUCCCAGGUCAACGCAAAGCUUUCAUUUUCCUGCGGUGGAGGUGGUCAUCCAUCUCGGCAGUUUGCACCACAAAACAGCUCAUUUAUGGCGAAUAUUUUGGGCAGAACAGAUGCGGUGAGAAACAUCUGGACAGACCACCAGAUUCGGCAAGCCCUGUUCCCAAGCAGACGCCCCCCGCAAGAGAACACAGAGGACGAAGAUGAUUAUCAGAUGUUUGUACCAUCAGAAUCUACAUCCAACUUGGUUUCCAUUGACUGUGAAGAGAGAGAGCCUUCAGGCCGCCCUUGCAGCUGGCACGUAGGGCUAGCUCAUCAAAGGGACAUUUCUAACUCUAACUCUCACAGAAUUGUGAGGCGGGCCAGCAGUGCUGGGGAAAGUAAAACUUCUCCGUCUGGUUCAAGAUACAGAAAAAAUGACCUUGGUCAGAAUGCUACUUGGAAUGAAAUAAAAAGUUCCAGGAGUGACAUGGACAAUCUGCAGGUGUACCUGGAAUCUUCAGAAGAACUGACUAUUGAUGACAUAGAUCAUGUCUAUGACAAUAUAAGUUUUGAAGAUUUGAAACUAAUGGGUCUCACUCGUAGGGAAGCGUCUGACCGUGCUCCACAAGGGUCAGCUAGAGACUCGCUCUAUGAGGCUCAAGACCAAGACAUUGCUUUCAAUAAAAGACAGGCACCUCAAAGCAGGACCUCUGUUUCUACCAGCAGAAAUGAAACUACUCCCAGGAGAGGAACUCCACCUGUAAGCUCUCAUGAUCUAAGGAUCAGUGAGGAAAAUAUCUAUGAUACCAUAGUCCUCCCAGAGCAAUCACUGACAAAUUUCAAAUGUGAUCGCCUUAAGUGUUCCAAAAAGAGGAGUUUUCUGGGUCUGGAAACAGAUUUUGCAUGCUGUGACCACCUGCGGCAAUUUGUUUCUGAAGAAAGCCUCCAUUUCAGUGAAGAUGAAAAUCCCUAUCAUUGUGUUCCAUUAGAUCAUGAUUAUUUGAGCUUAGUGGAUAGCUCAUCAAACUCUGAUUCACACUCUCACAAAUCUGCUGCGGACAAGUUAUCUGAGGAAGUGGAUGAAAUCUGGAAUGACUUGGAGAAUUACAUCAAGAAGAAUGAGGAAAAGACGAGAGACCACGUCCUUGCAGCUUUUCCUGUCUGCAAAGAUGACAUAGACAACAACACUCCUACUAGAACUACUUGUGAGUUAAAUAAAGAUGUGGGAUAUUCACUCCCCCCUCUCUCACUGCCGGAAACACCUGUUUUCCCAAAAGAUUUGCCCAACAAAGUUGCCAGGUUGAGUGAAGCCAACCUCAGAUUCGAGGAGGAAGCAUCGCUAUGUAAGGAAACACCAUGCAGAGCAAAUUCCUUGAUGAGUCUCAACAGAUCUUCCCUCUCCAAUGAGAGAGCUUUUGUCGAUAGUCUUUAUGAAACUGCCAGUAGUAUUCUGUGCAGUGCAAAUGCAGAAAGUACUGACAAUGAACUGGAUGCUGUGGAUAAAACAAAGAACCGGGUCUUCACAAUGGCAAGACAGUACAGCCAAAAAAUUAAGAAGGCAAACCAGCUUUUGAAAGUAAAAAGCCCAGAGCAAGAGCAACUUCUGAGCCGGCAACAUAAAUCAAGGCACAAGGACUUAGCAGCCAUUUUGGAAGAGAAGAAACAAGGAGGCCCUGCCAUUGGUGCCAGAAUUGCUGAAUAUUCCCAGCUCUACGAUCAGAUUGUUUUUCGGGAAACCUCACCCCAAAAGACCAGUUCUCAAGACCCAUCAAACAUAAGGUAUUCCUCACCAGUGUCAACAUCUCAGUUAGCUGCGGAAUGCUUCAGAGCAGAGGACUGGUUGCACUCAACAUACAGUAAUGUGGAACUCUCAGAUUUCUCUCCCUGGUCGGGAGUCCCACACCUGAAGGCCAGAAGCUCCCCUUCAGAAAUGAGUGCAAAGCAGAGACAGUUGCCGGCGGCCUGCUCAGUGCCUUCCCUUCAGACUCCUCUUCGCCCGCACAUUCCUGCACAAAGGUGGAGCGCAAUUAUAAGUCAGCCUAACAAAGAGAACUUGCACCACAGUCAGGUUUUUAACUCUUUAGGAAGACGGGAAAACAAUGCAAAGUCACAGAUGUAUAGCAGGUCACAAUCAUCUUCCUCUAUUGUGGCCAGCAAGUCUGGGGAUUCAAUAAAUUAUCCACAUGAAACGGACAAGAAGCAGCUGCAUUCAGACAGGAACUUUCUCUCUGAACACUAUAAAGAAUCUGUGCCAGGCACCACCCCAGGACUUGCAGCAUGUGAUGGAGCAAAGCAGAGCCUCGAGAAUUGCUCCGAAAUGAUUCUGCAGGAUUCUCAAAAAAUUCUUAGAGUAAACAGAAACUUGCUCUCAAAUGCACAAAUUGCUACCCAGAACUAUUUUUCUAACUUCAAAGACACUGAUGAUGGAGAAGGGGAUGACGACGACUAUGUUGAAAUAAAAUCUGAAGAUGAGGGCUCUGAUUUAGAGAGUUUCUACAACCAAACAAAACUCUCGGAUCCAAACAUAAAUGUACAUUGCGCUGCUUCAGAAACCUGUAGUGACAAAAAUACGCCCCUGGCUCCUGCUAAGGCACCAGACUCUUUCCUGGCCACAUGUAGUGAUUCAGAUAAAUUGAAUGAUUACCUAUGGAGGGUACCAUCUCCUAAUCAGCAGAACAUUGUCCAGUCCUUAAGGGAAAAAUUUCAGUGUCUUAGCUCAAGCAGCUUUGCUUGAUUUCUUUUUUUAUUCCUAACAUUAUGCCUUAAUGCUAACAAAGUUAUAAUAGGGCUGCCUGUACUGGUAGUGUACAUUGUAGUGUGUAUAUUUUAACUGUUAUGUAGUGAGAAAUUUAAAGUGACUAGUUUUGCACUGUCAAGUUAUUGACUGGCUUUACGUUGCAGGCAGAUUUCUGGCUAGCUUUUCCUUGCAUCCAUUCUUAACAGUGUCCCCUAUGCUGAAAUCAUGGAAAUGAUUUUAUGAGAGCCAGUCAUGUAGGCCAGAAUUCUGAUUUUGUUCUAGGAAUGGCAUUAAUGCUGAAAAGCAGGGGGGGCGGACUGGCAUAUUAUGUGAAAUGUGCAGUGAAAUAUCAUUGAAAGAUAAAGAAAGAGUACUCUCAGGUUUACUUGCUUAAAGGACUGCACAUAUAUUUUCAUCAAGUGAGGUAUGAAAUACUGUGAUUGGACUGAAGCUUAUUGUUGUAUUGUCACAUAACUCCAAUAGCUUUAAGAUUCCCUCCUUACGUUUCCGCAGCCCACUUUUCCAAGUAGGUUUGAUAAAUAAAAUGUGCACUUGUUGUACAGACCAAAAUGGAAUCUGUGGGAUCAAGCAGCAAAGCACCUUUCUCCAAUUCAAGCCUGCAGGGGAGCUGGAACUCCCUGUUUUGGAAACAAUUUCCUGACACUAGUAAUUCAAACCUAUACAUUACUGAGAACAACUAGAGAUAGUUCAGGCCCAUUUAGCUUAAAGGAAUCCCCCUCCCCCAUUUGUUUAAGUUGGUAUCCUUUUAUUUCAAUACACUACAUUCCUUUUUGUCUCCCUUUUAUCACAUGAAAGUAGUAAGCAGCCCUAAUCAGAUGUUUAGUACCCAUAAAUGCCAAACAUACGAAGGAACACUGAGAUAGCACAAGCCGUUAUUGCCAUCUAAAUACCGACACACAUGCUGGCCAUGUCUUGGCAUCCAUCUGAAUAGGUCCAUCUGUAUGCAGGUAUGGCUCCCUCCACAGAGCUGAUUGAUAGCUGUUCCUGGGGCAGGAGCUGUUCACUUGCACAUCCAUGCUCACAUAGCCCAACCUUCUAGACUGAUGCUUAUCACACAUGGGCUGGGAGAACAUGAAAGGCACCCAUGUCUGUACAUUCUCAAUAAUCCCUUCACAGAUUUAGUACGAGCAGGUACCAAAUACCUGAACAGAGUUGACUCUUACUGUUUAUGCUGCUGUGUAUUCUGUCGUCUUAUUUUUUGCAUAGCUUUAACUUGGAAGCAGUAGUGUUUUUACUUGAAAAAAAAUACGGUGUACAAACACACAAUGUUUAACCAGUUUUCAGAUGAAGGACAUAUAACAGUGAUAUAAAUGAAAUUGAAAUGCAUUUUGCCAAGGAUGGGAGUUCUCUCUUUUCCACUUAAAAGCACUCCACUUUGCUCUAGCACAAGGCACAGUAGCCCUCAUACAUUUUAGAAUGUCAACAAGUUGCUUUUACAGGCAUUUUUUGACAAAAUCCCACAAGUGAUGAGUGUAUAUUCCAUUCUACAAAAAUAGAUAUUGAAAGCUUUGUGGUUUCUGAAUUUAUCUGAACUUCAUGCAACAAAUGCUUUUUAAUUUUUGAAAUACUACUUCAAGAAUGUUGGGAUUUUAUUUCUGGUUUACCACGAUCUCAAAAUUUCUUAUACCAGGCUGUCCCAGUUACAUAGAAGAGCUGACUGCAAUUCAAGCUAUGUCUAGUAAAAUAGAUUAUGACUAAUGCAAGUAUAUAUUAAAUUAGCAAACUUCAAUUUUUAUUUAAUAAAAAUGUAAAAUAAUGUAAAUAAUAGUAAAAGAAAUUAAUUUGAGUGCAUUAACAAUAGGCACAUUUAGGUUCCUUUGUAACGACAGAGGAAUUUUGUUAAUCUGAUAAAAUAAUGAGAUAUAUGCUCAAUAGAACACAUAGCUUUGU